UAGUCACAACGACGUGAGCGGGGACGGAAGGAGUGUCGGUUUUGUGCUAAUUGCUCUCUUUGCCUUAACAGCUAUCUCGUGAAUGUUCAUUAUAAAUGGCCCUGUAAUGUUCACAUAUUGUAGUCAAGUACGCAGUAAUAUUAGGAAUAUAAACUCUUACGAACUCUUUAUAUUGCUGUUUGCGGUUCUGAGGCCUAAGCGUUGCUACCGAAAUGGUAACAUUAGCAUUAGCGCUUAGCUAGGAGAGUGUACGACGAGUCUUUCGUUACCACAUGCACAGAAUGAAUGAGUGCGCGUAAAUUAAUUCGUGUUAUUUAGCUUUGAUAGAUUUUUCAAAACGUUAAAUAGCUAAACAGUUAAUCUCACACAGCCAUGGCUACCGGUGCUGAUGUCAGAGAUAUUCUUGAGUUGACCGGAGGGGAUAAUGAUGGUCCCAUCACCAAGAAAGACCUCAUCAACUCAGACAAGAAAAAAACCAAGAAAGCAACAGAGACGCUGACCUUUAAGAGACCAGAGGGAAUGCACAGAGAGGUCUACGCUCUGCUUUAUUCUGAUAAGAAGGAUGCACCCCCCCUGCUGCCUAGUGACACCACUCAAGGUUAUAGGACAGUCAAAGCCAAGUUAGGCUGUAAAAAGGUUCGUCCCUGGAAGUGGAUGCCCUUCACAAAUCCAGCACGCAGAGACGGGGCCAUAUUCCACCACUGGAGACGUGUUGCAGAAGAGGGCAAGGACUACCCUUUUGCUCGCUUUAACAAGACCGUGCAGGUGCCAGUGUACUCGGAGCAAGAGUACCAAAUGCAUCUCCACGAUGACGGCUGGACUAAAGCAGAGACAGACCACCUGUUUGACCUUUGCAAGCGGUUUGACUUACGCUUCAUCGUUGUCCAUGACCGAUAUGAUCACCAGCAAUACAGAAAACGCUCUGUGGAGGACCUGAAAGAACGAUAUUACAGCAUUUGUGGUAAGCUGACCAAAGUGCGCGCAGCAUCAGGGACAGAACCCAAAAUCUACAUCUUUGACGCUGGCCAUGAAAGGCGCCGCAAAGAGCAGCUGGAAAAGCUGUUCAAUCGCACACCUGAACAGGUGGCAGAAGAGGAGUAUCUUGUUCAGGAGCUAAGGAAAAUUGAGACUAGGAAGAAAGAGCGUGAGAAGAAAGCCCAGGAUCUGCAAAAACUCAUUAAGGCAGCUGACACAACGACAGAGUUGAGACGAGCUGAAAAGAGAGUUUCCAAGAAGAAGCUUCCACAAAAAAGAGAAACAGAAAAACCGGCUGUUCCAGAGACGGCAGGCAUCAAAUUCCCUGACUUCAAAUCAGCGGGCGUCACACUGCGCAGUCAGAGGAUGAAACUGCCAAGCUCCGUAGGCCAGAAGAAGAUCAAGGCCAUUGAGCAGAUCCUGAUGGAGCAAGGAGUGGAUCUUAACCCCAUGCCCACCGAGGAGAUUGUGCAGAUGUUCAAUGAGCUUCGUAGUGACUUGGUGCUGCUGUAUGAAUUGAAGCAGGCCCACAGCAACUGUGAAUACGAGCAGCAGAUGCUGCGUCAUCGCUACGAGGCCCUGCUGAAGGCCGGCGGGUGCGUGGGAACCGUAGGAGCCGGUCCAGUCAUUGCAUCACAGGGUGGGGAAAUCAACGCCACCAACAGCACUACAGCUUCCACCCCGGGGGCUGAAUCUCAGUCCUGGCUCACCGCAGAUGACAUUAAGGUGGAAGCCAAGGAGCAGAUCAUCGACGUUGUAGGAGCGCCGCUUACCCCC
This is a messenger RNA of Neolamprologus brichardi, 1752 nucleotides long. The record is from RefSeq and is a predicted model, not a curated record. Lineage: Eukaryota; Metazoa; Chordata; Actinopteri; Cichliformes; Cichlidae.